Molecule: messenger RNA, 4273 nt
Organism: Oncorhynchus kisutch (coho salmon)
Lineage: Eukaryota; Metazoa; Chordata; Actinopteri; Salmoniformes; Salmonidae
Product: calcium/calmodulin-dependent protein kinase type II subunit gamma
Exons: 22
Coding region: 225-2021 (598 amino acids)
Biological process (GO): protein phosphorylation
Molecular function (GO): calmodulin binding; calcium/calmodulin-dependent protein kinase activity; ATP binding
Source: RefSeq, a predicted model, not a curated record
AACCGCUGAAUCACCGAAUACUGCCCCACUCUGAUUUACAUGACUCCGCUCAAAAACCCUGCUCACAUCUCGCGUGGUUCUGUCUCUGGCAACCCCUCCCUUCUCGCUCUCUCUCUUCCAGCCUGUCAGUGCCGUAGCUAGUACAGGAGGGUGACAGUCCUCCCCUAGACCCAGCCUGCCGUACCCUGACCGAGGCUUGGAGACCCUUCCCCCCCCGCUCAGCCAUGGCUACUACUAUCGUUACAUCCACACGCUUUACAGAUGAAUACCAACUCUACGAGGAGCUUGGGAAGGGAGCGUUUUCAGUGGUCCGCAGAUGUGUGAAGAAGUCAUCAGGUCAGGAGUUUGCUGCCAAAAUUAUCAACACCAAGAAACUCUCAGCCAGAGAUCACCAGAAGCUGGAUCGAGAGGCUCGCAUCUGCCGUCUUCUCAAACACUCCAACAUAGUGAGGCUACAUGACAGUAUCUCAGAGGAAGGCUUUCACUACCUUGUCUUUGAUCUGGUGACGGGAGGAGAGUUGUUUGAGGACAUCGUUGCUAGGGAGUACUACAGCGAGGCUGAUGCCAGUCAGUGUAUCAACCAGAUCUUGGAGAGUGUCCAACAUAUCCACCAGCAUGACAUCGUCCACAGGGACCUCAAGCCUGAGAACCUGCUCCUGGCCAGUAAGAUGAAGGGCGCAGCGGUGAAGUUGGCAGACUUUGGCCUGGCCAUCGAGGUGCAGGGAGACCAACAGGCAUGGUUCGGUUUUGCGGGUACCCCUGGCUACCUGUCCCCUGAGGUCCUGAGGAAGGACCCCUAUGGCAAGCCUGUGGACAUAUGGGCCUGUGGUGUUAUUCUGUAUAUCUUGUUGGUUGGCUAUCCUCCAUUCUGGGAUGAAGACCAACACAAACUCUACCAGCAGAUCAAGGCUGGGGCCUAUGAUUUUCCCUCUCCCGAAUGGGACACUGUUACGCCAGAGGCUAAGAACCUGAUUAACCAGAUGUUAACUAUUAACCCUUCCAAGAGGAUCACUGCUGAUCAGGCUCUCAAACACCCAUGGAUCUGCCAACGUUCCACCGUGGCGUCUAUGAUCCACAGACAGGAGACAGUGGAAUGUCUGCGCAAGUUCAACGCUCGGAGGAAGCUCAAGGGAGCGAUCCUCACCACCAUGCUGGUGUCCAGAACCUUCUCAGCAUGCAAAAGUUUACUGAACAAGAAGGCGGACGCUGCUAAGCCCACGACCAACAACAACAGUAAGAACAGCAUCGUGAGCGCUAUAAAUGCCAUGAAGGACAACAGCAUGGCUGCCUCACAGAUGGAAUCUCAAAAUACAGUGGUUGCUACUGAUGGGAUCAAGGGUUCUACAGAGAGUUGCAACACAAAUGAGGAUGAGGAUAUGAAAGGGGACAGCGUUGUGAUGAUGAGUCAGGGCAGUGCUACAGAGGAGAUGCCCUCCCUUCUGACCUCGUCUGACAACUCGCCUGCCACUGUUCCUCUGCAUGAUGUAAAGCGCAUGGCGUGGAACAGCUCCGAUCAAGGCUCCAACCCCGAGUCGGGGCACGCUCAAUCUGCUUCCCCUGCUGCUCUGCUAGGGAGCAACACUGUCCCUGUCACAGUCAAUACCACCACACAGCACACUCGUAAGCAGGAGAUCAUCAAGAUAACUGAACAGCUGAUUGAAGCUGUGAACAAUGGAGACUUUGAGGCCUACACGAGGAUCUGUGAUCCAGGUCUGACCUCCUUUGAGCCUGAAGCUCUGGGGAACCUGGUGGAGGGCAUGGACUUCCACAAGUUCUACUUUGAAAACCUGCUGAGUAAGAACAGUAAGCCGGUCCACACCACCCUGCUGAACCCCCACGUUCACCUGAUUGGAGAGGAGGCUGCCUGCAUCGCCUACAUCCGCCUCACGCAAUUCGUCGACGGUCAGGGACGCCCCCGCUCCAGCCAAUCGGAGGAGACCAGGGUGUGGCAUCGCCGUGACAGCAAGUGGCUCAAUGUCCACUUCCACUGCUCUGGGGCUCCGGCCGCACCGCUGCAGUGAACUGGUGUCCAAAUGCUCCAGGCUAUUGGAGUGUGAGUUUUGGGGCGUGUUUUCGGCGUGUGUUUUGGGGGCGUGUCCUCUUUGUGGGUUGACCAAUGCCAGGAGCCCGGCCGGGCAAGACUGCACCCUCUCCACAACACCAACCAAUCCAGUCUCUCCUUUGAUCCGCUGGGGGCCGGCCAAGUGUGGAUUCCGCCCCUGUGGGAUGAUGCAUGCAUCUGACGGCCAAUAGGAGGGCUCGUCCUUUGACCUCUGACCCCUCCCACCCGGCAGCCAUUUUGUCUCCCGUCCAUGGCCGCCAUUUUGAGAUGAGAGGAGCGGGGAGGAACGGGUUCAUGAACUUGUGAUGACAGUUAUGAGAAUGAGUAUACAGUGUAAUAUAUGACUAGUACAAGAACACCCAACCCUAACAAGCAUUUAUAUAUACGAUGAGAGGAGAGUGUGUGAUGGUAGUAGAUGACAUGUUGGAAAAAAAUUAUCUCCGGAGCAGGAGUUGCUCUCUUUCCCAGAGAAUGUAAAUGGAGAAAUCCCAAGCAGAAUGCUAUAUGGAAGGACAGUUUCAAUCAGAAAUAUGUAGGAACCUGAUGCGAGAAACUUGAUAUCAAAAGGUGAAGCACCAAAGUGUAGAACUUUAGGCUUUGUACGAGUUUGUUUUUUUUGUGUUUUUUUUUAAGAGAAGGUAGUGGUGCAUUCGAGAGCACUGUUUCUGUUGUGUUUUUAGCCUUGUGUUUAUGUUGCGUUUCUGUGGACUGAGUCUGAUGUAGUCAAUUUUAAGCGACUGAGUAAAAAAAAAAAAAGUUUUGUGAAAGUGAACUUGCAGUAUGUACCUGCUGUCUGUUUUAUCGUUCUGCAGUGGGAGAUGGCAAAUUUGGGGGAAAGGCAUCUGCAUUUUAAAUGUUUUCCUUCUUCCUCUCCCCUUUUCUUGUCCUCCUUUUUUUUUUGUCCCUCCAUUCUGUUUCUCACUCCCACCCCCUGGCUGUGUGUGUGUGUGUGUGUGUGUGUGUGUGUAAUUGUACAUAGCAUGUACGUGUGUCUAGGAGUCACUCAGAGUGCAUGACAAAGGGGUGGAAACUUGUCUAACACACACUAACCGGCUCUAGUCCCAUGUCCAUGUUACUGACACCAUUUUGACAACCUCUGACCUCCACACACAUGGAUACCAACACAUACACCUCCCAAAUUCUUAUUUCAACCUGAUGUCCUGAGCUGUCAGUCUCAUAAUAUCCUGUGUAAAUACACACUGAGGUUACAAAACCUGACGCCAAUCUUCACCACUGCAGUGCCCACGGUGAAACCCUGGCACUGUUGUUCGUGUUUUCGUCCCAUCAUUAGUAACUGUCUCUCCCUCUGUUUGAGCAGUCUGUUUAUCUGUGUGAAUGUGUGUGUGUGUGUGUGUGUUUAUAUAUAUAUAUGUGUGCAUCUCUGUUUGUUGGUUUGGGUUUUCUUGACAGUAAAAAAAAUAUGUUACUCUGCUUUUUGGAAAGUUCUGCAUUCUAUACACGCGCACACACUAAAGUUAGGCCAACUAUUAAACUGAUCAGACUAGCUGGUUCGAAUAUAACAGGGAUGGAAGGGACUGAAUUCAGAUCAGUUGUUGAGAAUAUAAAUCUGUUACACACACACACAGGAGGAAAUGGAGGGUAAACGAGGAGACAACUGAAUUUUUAUUGAUUACCAGUAAAUUAAUUGUAUUUCUCCCAGACAGUGGGAUUUUAAUCCUUAUAUUGCCCAUUCAGGUGGAGAGAAGUGUUCAGAGAUCAGAGAGGUAUUUAUGGAGUAAAACCAGAGAGCAAUGUAUGCAUGUUUCAGUUUAAGCAUCUCCACCGUGCACCUACCUGAACUAGGACGGAGGAUAAGGGUAUAUAUUAACUAUCAUAUUUGCAUAUUUUGAAAUGAAGAAAAAUGAAAAACUCUGCCUCCGUCCAGCAUAUUAAAUAGGUGACAGAUAAUAAAAUAAACCAAAAAAAUACUAUUUAAUUACAAAAAGGAUUGAGGAGCCUUGGCUUGUUAUGAAGCUCAUUGUCAGUACUCUCCCUGCGUUGUGAUGUUAACCUGUCGGGCUGCGCUUUCUUUCCCCAGCAGUCGUUGGAUGCUGGAGUUUUUUUGCAUGAUCAUGAUGUACGGUAAAUUAAAAUCAUGAAUUGAGGACGAUCAAAUGUUUGUCUAAUUGUUAGUAGGUCCUUUAUCAUAGCUUUGUUAUUCUUCAAAACUUGGAUCUUGAAAGUAUUUAAUAAAAAUACUAUUUCAGCACA